Molecule: messenger RNA, 3690 nt
Organism: Linum trigynum
Lineage: Eukaryota; Viridiplantae; Streptophyta; Magnoliopsida; Malpighiales; Linaceae
Source: the annotation of a GenBank genome assembly
AAUCCGUCAUCUAGAAAACUCUCAUAAUCGUCGGAUUACUAUUUGUUCCACACGAUCUGACGAUUCCACUUGCAAAAUUGGCACAGUGUCGUAUACAACCUUGCUUUAGAUGCUAAGGUGGCUGGACAAAGACGCUAUCUACAAGUAAACAUAUGCGCAGUCGAGUCGCUCCGUCUUCCAUAAACUCAACAGCUCCAUCUCCUCUAACCUCGCACUAGCUAUGGCCACAACCGUUGCACCUCCCACCUCCUCGCACUCCGCCGACAACAACCGUCGUCCCUCGCCGCCUCCCCCUUUUCACUUCCCGCCGGCGGACUCCACAGUCCUCCCGGACCCUUCCGCCUUCUUCUCCCCUUCCCUCCUCUCUUCCCCUCUCCCCACCAACUCCUUCUUCCAGAACUUCACCCUCAACAAUGGCGACAAUCCGGAGUACGUUCACCCUUACCUCGUCAAAUCCUCAGGCUCCGCCGUCUCCCUCUGCUACCCUUCCCUCUCCCACACCUCCGAUUCCGUUUCCCAGAUCUUCACCCCCGAUCUCACCCUCAAACCCGACCCGAAUUCCUCCUCCGCGGCGACCCAUCUCAUCACUUCCUACAGCGACCUCAGCGUCACUCUCGAUUUCCCCUCUUCCAAUCUCCGAUUCUUCCUAGUCCGGGGAAGCCCAUACAUCACUUGCUCUGUCACCGCCGGUAAAACCUCGAUUUCACUCUCCACACUCCACUCCGUCGUCUCCUGCAGCUCCAACGAUUCACUCGACAAGCACACCGUUAAAUUGGGCAACAACCAGACCUGGCUCGUUUACUCCUCGUCUCCCGUCAAUUUCAGCCAAAGCCCUACAUCGGUCAGCUCCGGCGAGUUCUCUGGCGUAUUGAGGAUUGCGAUUCUGCCCGACCCGAAGUCCGAAUCCGUUCUCGAUCGGUUCAGCUCCUGCUACCCAGUUUCAGGUGAAGUUGCUUUCACGAAACCCUUCUCUUUAGAUUAUAAAUGGGGGAAGGAAGGGGCGGGGGAAUUACUCAUGCUCGCCCAUCCCCUGCAUCUCAAGCUUUUAUCCCCCAACGAUUGUGGUGUUACUGUGUUGGAAGACUUGAAGUAUAGGAGUGUGGACGGCGACCUCAUUGGGGUUGUUGGUGAUUCAUGGGUGUUGAAAUCGGACCCUGUUCCCGUUACUUGGCAUUCGAUCAAGGGUGAUAUCAAAGACGAUUGUUUGGGUGAAAUUGUUGCUGCCCUUCGCAAGGAUGUUGAAGGGUUGGAUCCAUCAGCUACAACCACGACGUCUUGUUAUUUUUACGGGAAGUCGGUUGCAAGAGGAGCUAGAUUGGCGGUGAUAGCUGAGGAAGUUGGUUGCACAGACGUGAUUCCAGCUGUGGGGAAGUUUUUGAAGGAGAUGAUUGAGCCAUGGUUGGAAGGAUCCUUCAACGGGAAUGGGUUUUUGUAUGAUCGAAAAUGGGGUGGCAUUAUUUCCAAGCAGGGAUUAACCGAUUCCAGUGGCGAUUUUGGGUUUGGUGUGUACAAUGAUCACCAUUUCCACCUGAGUUAUUAUCUUUACAGCAUUGCUGUUCUUGCCAAAAUCGACCCGGCCUGGGGGAGGAAGUAUCAGCCACAAGCGUACUCUUUGAUAGCUAGUUUUAUGAACUUCGGACCUGAUUACUCGAGUUACACUCGUUUGAGGUGUUUUGAUCUGUACAAGCUGCAUUCUUGGGGUGGAGGGAUGACUGAGUAUGCUGAUGGACGUAAUCAGGAGAGCACAAGUGAGGCUGUGAAUGCUUACUAUUCAGCUGCUUUGAUUGGAUUAGCAUAUGGAGACACCGAACUCGUCGCCACUGCAUCUUGCCUUGCUGCAAUGGAGAUCAAGGCAGCACAAAUGUGGUGGCAUGUGAGAGAAGAAGACAAGUUAUACCCGCAAGAGUUCACAGCCGAGAACCGAGUGGUGGGUCUCGUGUGGGCUAACAAGAGGGAGACUAGGCUAUGGUUUGCACCACCGGAACAGAGAGAGUGCAGGCUUGGCAUUCACCUGCUGCCGUUGCUGCCAAUUACAGAGGUUUUGUUCGCUGAUGUCGAGUACGCGAGACAGCUCGUGAAUUGGACGGUGCCAUCUUUGGAAAGGGGAGACGUCGGAGAUGGCUGGAAAGGAUUUGCGUACGCACUGGAAGCGUUGUAUGACAAAGGGAUAGCACUGGAGAAGGUAAGGAGGUUGAAUGAACAUGAUGAUGGUAACUCUCUUAGUAAUAUGCUGUGGUGGAUCCACAGCAGGUAAAAGCGCGAUCAGUUGACGACGAGGAGGGAAGUUAAUGCAAGGUUUGGUCACUACUGCUACUGGAAUUCUGAUUUAGAGUGUUCUUCUGUUCAAUAAGAAAAGCCUUGUGCCCUUACCUCGUUCGGGUGUCUGUAUGUGUAUUUGCAUAAUAAGCUUCCACAUGGAAGGGGAACUCAGUAGCUUGUGAUGGUCUUGUAAUGUAUCGGUACGCGCUUGACUUCAAUACCGAGCAGUGUUUGUUCGAUCAGGUUAGCGGUUUCGCAUAUCAUAACUGUGUAUGCGUGAGUGUUUUCUUAGUAAGCUUCCACAUAUGGAAUGGUUAUCUACCAGUUUUAUGAUAUUGAAAGAGAGUUAAAAUGGCUUUCAAGCCCCUGUGCUGUGUUUUCUUCUCAAAUCUGUCCUGCUAAACUAUCACCAUUUCAAGUCUGCUAUCUUAUCCUUGAAGGGAUUCUCAAAGUCAAAGACUGAAGACUAUAAACAGGAGAGGAUAGCAACAGAACUAGUUUGUGUGUUUAAGAGAGUGAAAGAAGGUGGAGAAAUCAAACACAGAGAGUCCUCAGUGAAUUAGUAAUGGUUUAGUUCUUGGUGUAAGAGCUAGGUUAAGAUUGCUUGAGCAUCUUUGUGAGUGGGAGUGGUCUCUUUAGCUAUAAAGCUUGUGAGGAAGAGAACUCCAGAUUACUAUGCAACCUAAAGCAAAAUCAUAUAUACACAACCCUCAGUCUCAAAUUGUAAACUCUAAUCCUAAAUUACUAAACACUAAAUUCUUUAAAUUAAAAUAAAUCAUGAAUAAUUUUUUGCUAAUUCAUGCACUUUCUUUGUCAUCAUAUCAAAGUGCUAAUUGACAUUAUUUUAACAUCUCCUUAGAAUGUCGGUUAUGAAACUAGUGUAUUGAACGCACUAAAAAAGUGAGUGAAAAAACAAAACCAUGCAUAUAAAUAUACGGUGGGGGUGGGAUGAGCUUGCAGAGCUUAGGGUUUAGGUUUUACCUCACUCGCUAAGUGAGGGUAUUUUAGAUCUUCUAAGUUAAAUUAGGACACAGAGACGAACAAAGGAUUGGUCUAGUGGUAAUACUACUAGCCUUGAACCUGGAGGUCCCAGGUUCGAAUCCCUUCAGUAGUACCUAAUUUCAAAAAAUAACCUAUAUCACCCUUAUCUAAAAAAAAAUUAGGACACAGAGUGUUACCGUGACAAUUCAAUAAGUAUGAGUAUAGGCAUGGAGUGGGGAGACUAAAAUCAUAUCCACUCCAUUUAUUAUAUAACUUUUUGAAAGUUUUACUUAUAUCUAGUUAAUACGGAGAUUAGACACAAUGACUGGUUUGAGGACCAGGUUCGUAGGUUUUAUUGUCAUUCGGGACCGAGAGGGUCAUAAAGAAUUUUUUUUAAAAAGAUUUAAGAUAAGGCAUAAGUAUAACUCUUAAUAAGGUUUUUUUUUUUUU